AUGUUUGAAACAAGUCAAGCAUUCCAAACGGAAUUAAUCGUUUUCUCUUCCAGUUAUGAAAAGCAAUUGCUAAAACACGUUGAAUGGUUAUUGCAAGAGUUGACUUCUUGGAAAUCGAGGAAAGAAAUUAACAAUUUGUCUUCACCUUCUGUUAAAAGGAAAAAAGAACUCGAUGAUGAACCUUCGUACGACGAAAAUCCAGCAAGGAAAAUUCAGAGAUUGAUUAGCCCGCAGACAGUCCAGAUUAAAGCGACAAAUUCUGAGAUUGAACAGAGAAUUAAUGCGUUUAUUCAACUCAAGAAAUCGGAAAUAAACGAUAGCAAUCGAGCAGAGUUUUUGAGAAAAUCAAGUAGUGAUGAUGUUUCGUCAUGUGCCCGAUCGGACGCAGCCGAGAUUAACCGUAAUAUUCAAAUGAAGUUUGAUGUAGUAAAUAACAAUGAUGGCCCUUUGGCUCGCUCCACAUUUUCUUCAAAGAAUCAGAUUAAUGAUGGAAAAAAAAGACCUUUGACCGAAUUACCUUCCGGCGUCGAAGAAAGAUUGCAAAAUAUAGAGAAACAUUUAGGCGUAAAUAUAGUUGCUCCCAUACCUUUGGAUGUUUAUGCAAGAAUAAAAAUCUUGGAGGCUAAAAUCAUACAAAUUGAGCAAGAUCAUCCACAGUGGGCAGCUGUAAACUUUAAUCAGCCCAACCGUCAGGUGAUAUCAAAUCAUCAAAAAAAUUGUGAAUUGGCAUAUAAGUUUGUCAAAUUUCGAGCCAACAACAUUAACAUUCUCAAACUCCAGUUUCCUCCGCCUCCACAUGUGACGACGAUUCCUCGGAAUUCAAAUAGUGAGUUAGCGAACAGCGUGGCUCCGGAAAAUCUCGCUCUCACAUCGACGAUCAAUAUCCCUCCGAUUCCUAACCCCGCGGUUGACGGAAAGCAAAUUUCCUCCCAACAAAAUCUUAAAUUUUCGCGCGCACCACGUCCAAUCAAGCCGAAGGGUCGUGGACACGGUGACUUCUCGUUAACACGGUCGAUAAUGGAGCAGCUGAAGAUGCGUCGUGAAAGCGACAAUAAAUUAGUAUCAGCGACAGUUACAAAUGUGUCGACAGAGCUGUCUCAACAGGAAAACCAGCAAAAUCCAGUACACUCAGUUUCAAACGUGCAGCCGCCGAUUCAAACCAAAGUGAAGGGUAUACAAUCAAGCGAUGUAUUAAAAUCUCAUCGGGACGUUACUCUCGUAGAGACGGUAGAUCAAAACGCGAAUGAUCAAUUUAUUUCUUCGGACGGUGAUAAUAAUGAACCAUUCAAAGAAAUUAAUGCAAGGGACGUAGACGUCGUCACACCAAACGUGAUAUCAACCAAAUGA
Acaulospora colombiana is the source of this 1347-nucleotide messenger RNA. The record is from the annotation of a GenBank genome assembly. Lineage: Eukaryota; Fungi; Glomeromycota; Glomeromycetes; Diversisporales; Acaulosporaceae.